Molecule: messenger RNA, 339 nt
Organism: Lactuca virosa
Lineage: Eukaryota; Viridiplantae; Streptophyta; Magnoliopsida; Asterales; Asteraceae
Source: the annotation of a GenBank genome assembly
AUGAAGGCGCAUAUACUUGCUCAUGGUGGAUUGUUAGGGUGUUCCAAAAUUUCGGAUGACAUCUCAACAACUAAAAGCCUGACUAAGCCAGGUGGCAUUGCAAACAUGGUGAUCUCACAAAUGCCCUUGUAUUGUUCAACGAGAUGCAAACACAAGGGAUUCAAGCACCAAGCUCAAUUCUCUGUUGCACAUGCAUGUUCUAGCAAGCAGCCCGGAAACCUCCUCCCUGUCAUAUAUACUUCUGCCUAUGAAGUGAAUAAUAACAGGCCAAAAGAGAGUAAUAAUGACUUACCUGUGACGUGGAAUACCACCGAAGGAGGCUUCAGGAAGAGGAAGUAA